Messenger RNA from Megachile rotundata (alfalfa leafcutting bee), 499 nucleotides. It is a transcript of the gene bcn92, whose product is annotated as LYR motif-containing protein bcn92. The record is from RefSeq and is a predicted model, not a curated record. Gene Ontology annotation, cellular component: L-cysteine desulfurase complex; mitochondrion. Gene Ontology annotation, biological process: iron-sulfur cluster assembly. Lineage: Eukaryota; Metazoa; Arthropoda; Insecta; Hymenoptera; Megachilidae.
UACGUAACAAUAUUAGCAUACGAUAUGAUAUCUACUCACAUAUUUGGUCUAUGAUGUUUCAAAAUAUAAUGGUACAAUGCAAAUGAUACACGAUGGCUACUAAGCGAAGCUGUGUACUGCGUCUUUAUCGAGAUUUAAUUCGAGAAAGCAAAAAAUGGAAUUCUUACAAUUACCGGAUGUACGCUUUGCGCAAAAUUCGACAUGAAUUCCAUGAAAACAAGACUUUGAAGGAUAAGGACAUGAUUGAUGAGUGUUACAACAAGGGACAUGAAGCACUUGAAAUUAUUAAAAGACAAGCACUUAUUGGAAACCUUUAUUGUACUAGACCAUUAGUUAUUGAAACAAUGAAGGAUCAAGAUUUAUCACCCUGUAGUGAAAAAUAAAUUUAAAAACUUUAUGUAAAAAAGGCAUUAAUAUUGAGUGUAAGACAAGAAACUGUUAUUUAUUACAACUUAAUUUUUAAUGGAAAUAAUUAUGAUCAGUACAAAUUAAAUAAAUG